Molecule: messenger RNA, 1165 nt
Organism: Medioppia subpectinata
Lineage: Eukaryota; Metazoa; Arthropoda; Arachnida; Sarcoptiformes; Oppiidae
Source: the annotation of a GenBank genome assembly
AAUGAAUUCAAUGAAAGAAAACACAAAACAAUUUGUAAACACAAUACCAAAGGAUAUCAUGCUUUCAAUUGAUUGUCAUUUCAAUAGCAAUCAAACCAUCGCUUAAUCGCAGACUACUUCCCGACACAACAACUCAAGACACUAAACCUCGGGAACCAUUGACGACCUCCGCAGACACUACGCGAACGCAAACCUAAUGCCAGGCUUUGACUCGAAGCGGUUCAUCGGUCUCGAGGACUGGUUGGCCAAAGAGCUCGAGUGCUCGAUAUGUCUUCACGUGUACGACCGGGCGGUGGACACCAACUGCGGCCACACCUUCUGCAGGGAUUGCUUGCAGCAGACGAUUAGCAACAAUCGGUUGGUGUGUCCGCAGUGUCGCCACGAGUCGGUCCGCAAACGGCAGCGAAGUCUCACCGCCAAUGAGUGCAGCGUUAAUAUCAACGAAUCCCUCUUUAAGGCCAACCGUCGAGUGGACAGUAUUAUCGGCCGAUUGCGGACGUCGUGCGACUUCGAGGACAAGGGCUGCGACGAAGUGCUGGAGUUGGGCUCACUCUCAGCGCAUCUCGAGAAAUGUAAUUACAAUCUGUGCGAGAAUUGUGGCCUCAAAGUCGGCAAACGUCUCGACCAUAACUGUCUGGAACUGAUGAAGAAUGAAAGGAAACGCUUCAUGAAUAGUAUCAUUGGUUAUAAAUUCAAAUUAAAUCAAACUAAUAAACGACUCAAAUGUCUGGAGACGAAGAACAAAGAGCUCGAGGAAGAGAUCAAGCUUUUGAAGGGCAGCGCACCAGCCGUUACCACAGCCGCGGCCGCCGCUCAGCCCAAGACCACAUCCGUUACCGUCGGCGCAGUGGCGCACAAAACCCGUAAUUAUGGGAUCAAAACGCCGAAACGUGUCCGCACUGUCACCAAAACUAUCAAUAUAUACAACGAAUUGGGCAAAAAGCGGGACUCCUAUCGCAUGACAAACAAACAAACGUUUGACGAUUUGGUCAAAUCGGUGGCCAAGACCUUCGACACCGAUCCCCAACCCCUUAGCAUCACAUUCAACGGCUCUCAAGCCAUCGCCCGAACGGACACAAUCACUAAAUUGAAUAUACCAUCCAAUAAGCGGUCGGUUAAAGCCUACUAUCAGUCGGACCAGAAUAUCGUCAAUAUUAAUCUGUAA